GACCCGUAUUGAUAGGAUGGCCAUUGUUGAUGGAAGAAUUUUGAGUAUAUAAUCCGGCAUGGAUUUCAGCAUUUCAUCUGAAUCUGAACCUGAAAGGGAAGAAACCUUAAUAAGAAAAGCAGAAUGGCUGAAGCUGAUGAUCCACAAGAGGUUGCUGAUCGCGACAAAAUCUUCAGGCAUUUCGACACCAACGGCGACGGCAAGAUCUCGUCGACGGAGCUGGGGGACGCCUUGAGAACGCUGGGCUCCGUCACCACCGAUGAAGUGCAGCGGAUGAUGGACGAGCUCGACACCGACGGCGAUGGCUUCAUCUCCUUCGAUGAGUACCUCACUUUUGCCCGAGCCAAUCGGGGCUUGAUUAGAGAUGUCGCUAAGAUAUUCUAAUCAUCAUUUCAAUAAAUAUUAUUUUCACCUUUUCUCUAAAAAAAUUUGGAAUUAUUAAUAUUGUAGUUUAACUGUAAACUUUCGUUUCUUAAUUUCUAUCCUUUCCUAUCAUGCAUCAUGGUGGAGAUCAUACUCCCUCUUGAUUGUUUUUGUUUUUAAUUUUAAUUUGUACCAACUUUCAAGAAUAUAAAUUGUUAAUGCUAUAGCUAUCUUCUUUUCUAA
Ipomoea triloba (trilobed morning glory) is the source of this 606-nucleotide messenger RNA. RefSeq names its product polcalcin Che a 3-like. The coding region runs from base 124 to 384 and encodes 86 amino acids. Lineage: Eukaryota; Viridiplantae; Streptophyta; Magnoliopsida; Solanales; Convolvulaceae. Gene Ontology annotation, molecular function: calcium ion binding. The transcript has a single exon. The record is from RefSeq and is a predicted model, not a curated record.